GUCGUCCAAGUGCGGUCUCUGUUCCGUCGAACUUCACGUACGGAAUUUUUCCUAUUUCACCGUAAGUUUGAUUGAGGUAAGCGGAUUGCCACCGCGUUCUCGCCGCUCUUGGUGAAGCAUCAAACGCGAACACAUCUUUCGUUAAUUUUAACCCAAAGGCUAUUUAUAAAAAUGAAUUUGGGUAGAAGUUUCGCUCGGCUCCGCUCUGUUUCUGCCAGAUCCAUGUCCGAGAACACUAACUUGUUGUUUAUUUAAUUCAGUUCGAGCUUUCCUCCGAGUUUUACGUGUGAAUUUUACAAAUUUCUCGCGUGAUUGACUUUCUUUUUACAUUUUUUUUUCUGUGACCAGUCACCCCCUUUGAUAAGUUAUAUAUUCGUCCUGUCGCCAUAAUCCUGUCGGAAACAUAACUAGGAGAAAAUACAAACGUAAUCUCGUAUAUUUGUACCUGUGUAAAGUGGAUACCUCACGAGGAUAACGCUAAGGAGCGAGCCAGCCAGGCAGGGACAAGCAACCCAUCGGACUGUAUUGCUGCAUCCGGUGAAAAUUUAAUCAAGAAAAGUGUUCAGCUUGAAAAAUUACCGUGGAGUGUGGAAGUUGAUUUGUUGUUUGAAAUUCGUAGUCAAGGGAGGUAAAGUGCCGGGGACGCAUCAUAAGGCGGGAAUAUGACAACGCGUGGCAUCCGCCGGAAGAAGUCCUCGCUCACUGAAGUGAAAAUAGCAGUUCUCGGUGCACCUAGCGUAGGAAAAAGCGCACUAAUUGUUAGAUUUCUGACAAAACGAUAUAUUGGCGAAUAUGACCACCAAACAGAAAAUCGAUACAAACACGAAGCCAUGGUGGAUAGUGAACCAAUUCUAUUUGAAAUCCUGGACACAUGCCCUAAGGCAGGCGAAGACGAGCUACCAAACACAGCAGAGAUAGUACAAUGGGCGGAUGGGUUACUCCUAGUCUACUCCAUAACCGACAGAUACUCCUUCAAUUACAUCCGCAAAGCUAAAGCCGAUUUACAUUCAGAUACACCCGUUGCGCUCGUUGCCAACAAGGUGGAUAUGGUCCACUUACGACAGGUGAGCACGGAGGAAGGCGACAUCUUGGCCAAGGAUUUUGAUUGUAAAUUUUGCGAGGUGUCAGCAGCAGAACAUGUGGGUCAGGUGGCGGAUGCUUUCCAGGAUCUAUGCCGGGAAGUGCUCGCGUCUCGACGAAAAUCAAAACAAAGUCUUCUGGAUCGGAUGCUGGGCGGAACGCGAGCUUAUAGUAGAGGGAAGAGCGAUAGUGCGCUACCAAAAGACUGAAGACGUUCAACUUUUUUAAUUAAAAUUUAAUAUGUAUGCGAAUUAUCCAAUAAUUAUUAUCUAUCCACACUAGCACGCGGUGUAUAGGUUUAGAGAAUUUAAUUAAAGCAAACAUGUGGUGUAAGAUGAGGACGAACUAGAAUGCUAAGACGCUGAAAUGAGACACUUUUAACACGAAAUAAACAAGAAACUUGUAUAAAAUUGA
This is a messenger RNA of Hermetia illucens (black soldier fly), 1494 nucleotides long. Its product is annotated as ras-related and estrogen-regulated growth inhibitor. NCBI's taxonomy places the organism in Eukaryota, Metazoa, Arthropoda, Insecta, Diptera, Stratiomyidae. The record is from RefSeq and is a predicted model, not a curated record. The transcript has 4 exons. The coding region runs from base 663 to 1289 and encodes 208 amino acids. Gene Ontology annotation, molecular function: GTPase activity; GTP binding.